AUGAAGUUUGGUGAACAUCUUAAAAGCAGUCUUAUCAAGGACUUCAAUUUCUACUAUAUCGCGUACGAUGACCUUAAAUACCAAUUGAAAAAAGGCCUCAACAAGAACGAUGAUACCUGGUCAAGCGAUCUCGAAGAACAGUUUCUUACUUCUCUCGAAUCCGAAUUAGACAAGGUUUACUCCUUCACCGUGCUCAAGAAGGGGGAAAUUCAAAAGAGAAUUAAGAGCACCGAGAAAUUGGUCAAUGAGGUGGUGGAGGCCGUGGAUUCUGAUCAUCCGCCACUUGAAGAGGACUUCCUCGAGUUGGAAGAUGAAUUAUCGGAUAUCAUUGCCGAUACCCACGACUUGGCGAAAUUUACCAAACUCAACUAUACCGGUUUUCACAAAAUCAUCAAGAAGCACGACAAGCAAACCAAAUUCCAUUUGAAGCCGAUUUUCCAGGCCAGAUUAGAUUCCAAACCGUUCUUCAAGGACAACUACGACAAUUUGAUUGUCAAGUUAUCGAAGCUCUAUGACUUGGUCAGAACUAGAGGUAAUCCUGUCAUUGGUGACUCAGCCGCGGGUGGAAAGCAACAAAAUUUUGUGCGUCAAACUACCAAGUAUUGGGUUCAUCCUGACAACGUCACGGAAUUGAAGUUGAUUAUCCUUAAGCAUUUGCCAGUGUUGGUUUUCAAUUCCAACAAGGAAUUUUCUACUGACGAUUCUGCCAUCACUUCGAUCUACUUUGACAAUAGUAAGAUGGAUUUGUAUUAUGGUAGAUUAAGAAAAGAUGAAGGUGCCGAAGCUCAUAGAUUACGUUGGUACGGUAAUAUGAAAAGCGACACGAUUUUCUUUGAAAGAAAGACCCAUAGAGAAGAUUGGACUGGGGAAUCAUCGGUGAAACAACGGUUUUCCACCAAAGAAAAACAUGUCAAUGAUUUCAUCAAGGGUGAAUACACAGUUCCGCAAGCUUUUGAGAAAAUGAGAAAGGAAGGGAAGAAAAGUAGAAAAGAGAUUGAAAAUUUGGAAGCCUUGGCAUCCGAAAUUCAAUAUGCAAUGAUCAAGAGAAAACUAAGACCAGUCAUGAGAUCAUUUUAUCACAGAACUGCUUUCCAAUUACCAGGGGACGCGAGAGUCCGUAUUUCUCUUGAUACGGAAUUGUCAUUGGUGAGAGAAGAUAAUUUUGACGGACACGACAGAACUAAUGGCAACUGGCGUAGAACCGAUAUUGGUAUUGAUUGGCCAUUCAAUCAAUUAGAUGAUAAGGAUAUCUGCAGGUUCCCUUAUGCAGUUUUGGAAGUUAAAUUGCAAACUCAAUUAGGCCAAGAACCUCCUCAAUGGAUUCGUGACUUGAUUGCUUCCCACUUGGUCGAAGCAGUACCUAAGUUCUCUAAAUUCAUUCAUGGUUGUGCUUCUUUGCUUCCAGAAAAAGUUGAUUUGAUUCCAUUCUGGUUACCUCAAAUGGACGUUGAUAUUAGAAAACCAAAACUAGUUGAAGGGGUAGGUAUUCAAAAGAUUCACCAUGACAAUAAUAGCGAUAGCAAUCAUGCUACCGCCGAGUUCUUGGACGAGGAAGAACUUCUUGGUGGUAACUAUCAGUCAACAAACUCUGCCUCCAUCGUUGCUAAUGUUGGCGGUGACUCAGAAAGUUCUCCAUUAUUGAUCAACUCUUAUUCGGCACGCAAAGUGAAUACUAACGGUUUCUCCCUUGUGCCAAAAUUCAUUAGAGAUUACUUUGAUGAUGAUAGGGAAUAUAAGAUUCCCCAAGGCACAGUGUUUGAAACCCGGAUCAAGGCGCCUCCAGGAAAGCAAAUAUGUGUUCCAGUGCGGAUCGAACCAAAAGUAUACUUUGCCACUGAACGUACUUUCCUUUCGUGGCUUUCUAUUGCUAUGGUCCUUGGGGCUACUGCCACCACUUUGCUCAGCUAUGGUGGUUCUGGAGCUUCACUCGUUUCAUCUAUUGGGUUUUUCGUUAGUGCCAUUUUAACAAUUAUUUAUGCCACAGUAUUGUACAUUUGGCGUGUAUACCAAGUUAGAGAAAAGAAGGCAACCGACUACACUGACAGAGUUGGGCCUGCUGGUAUUUGUGGCUUGUUGAUGAUCUCUACCUUUUUGACCUUUGUGUUCAAGUACACUGAAUAA
This is a messenger RNA of Saccharomycopsis crataegensis, 2121 nucleotides long. It is a transcript of the gene VTC4, whose product is annotated as Vtc4p. The coding region runs from base 1 to 2121 and encodes 706 amino acids. The record is from RefSeq and is a predicted model, not a curated record. Gene Ontology annotation, biological process: vacuole fusion, non-autophagic; polyphosphate metabolic process; vacuolar transport. The transcript has a single exon. Lineage: Eukaryota; Fungi; Ascomycota; Saccharomycetes; Ascoideales; Saccharomycopsidaceae. Gene Ontology annotation, cellular component: vacuolar transporter chaperone complex; fungal-type vacuole membrane.